This is a messenger RNA of Emys orbicularis (European pond turtle), 3561 nucleotides long. It is a transcript of the gene PTPN21, whose product is annotated as protein tyrosine phosphatase non-receptor type 21. Lineage: Eukaryota; Metazoa; Chordata; Testudines; Emydidae. Gene Ontology annotation, biological process: protein dephosphorylation. Bases 1 to 3561 code for a protein of 1186 amino acids. Gene Ontology annotation, cellular component: cytoskeleton. Gene Ontology annotation, molecular function: protein tyrosine phosphatase activity. The transcript is spliced from 18 exons. The record is from RefSeq and is a predicted model, not a curated record.
AUGCCGUUACCUUUUGGGCUCAAAUUGAAACGAACUCGACGUUACACAGUGUCCAGCAAGAGCUGCUUGGUGGCCCGCAUCCAGCUGCUCAACAAUGAAUUUGUGGAGUUCACUCUUUCUGUGGAGAGCACUGGCCAGGAAAGUCUGGAGGCUGUGGCUCAGAGACUCGAACUGCGGGAGAUUACUUAUUUCAGUCUGUGGUAUUACAAUAAGCAGAACCAGCGCCGGUGGGUAGAUUUGGACAAGCCUCUAAAAAAGCAACUGGACAAAUAUGCUUUGGAGCCGACGGUAUAUUUUGGAGUGGUGUUUUAUGUGCCUACUGUUUCUCAGCUUCAGCAGGAGAUUACCAGAUACCAGUAUUAUUUGCAAUUGAAGAAAGAUAUCUUGGAGGGAAACAUUCCUUGCACAUUAGAGCAAGCAAUUCAUCUGGCUGGCUUAGCUGUUCAAGCUGACUUUGGAGACUACGAUCAGUAUGAAUCUCAGGAAUUUCUACAAAGAUUUGCCUUGUUUCCUGUGGAUUGGUUACAAGAGGAAAAAGUCCUGGAGGAAGCAACACAGAAAGUGGCCCUGCUGCAUCAAAAGUACAGAGGCCUUACACCUCCUGAUGCAGAAAUGUUAUAUAUGCAAGAGGUAGAGAGAAUGGAAGGCUAUGGUGAAGAGAGCUACCCUGCAAAGGACAGCCAGGGAAGUGACCUAUUUAUUGGGGCAUGUCUUGAUGGUAUUUUUGUGAAACACAAAAAUGGCCGGCCUCCUGUUAUAUUUCGAUGGCAUGACAUUGCCAAUAUGUCCCACAACAAGUCCUUUUUUGCAUUAGAACUGGCAAAUAAAGAAGAGACAAUCCAGUUCCAAACUGAGGACAUGGAAACCGCAAAAUAUGUGUGGAGGAUGUGUGUAGCCAGACACAAAUUUUACAGACUAAAUAAAUGUAGCCUACAAACCCAGGCUGUUACAGUGAAUCCAGUUAGAAGGAGGUCCUCUUCCAGGAUGUCUCUGCCCAAGCCACAGCCUUACAUGAUGCAACCACCACCUCCUCUACAUUACAAUGGACACUACACGGAACCAUAUACAUCGUCCCAAGAUAACCUUUUUGUGAACAAGCAGAAUGGAUACUACUACCACUCUCAGACUAGCUUGGAUAGAGCUCCACAUGACUACAAUGGCAGAAUUCGCAAUGGGAGUGUCUAUAGUGCACACAGCACAAACUCUUUGAAUAACCCACAGCACUACUUGCAGCCAUCUCCCAUGUCCUCUAACCCAAGCAUUACUGGAAGCGAUGUCCUGAGACCUGAUUAUGUUCCGUCGCAUCGACAUAGUGCGCUAAUACCACCUUCUUAUCGGCCUACGCCAGAUUAUGAAACUGUAAUGAGACAGCUUAACAGAGGAAUGAUACACACAGAUAGGCAGAGUCAUUCUAUGAGAAAUCUUAACAUCAGCAAUUCAUAUGCCUACAGUAGGCCUGAUGCUCUGGUCUAUAGCCAACCUGAAAUCCGAGAACAUGCUCACUUCACCUCCCCCCAAUCUAAUCACUAUCCUUUUAACCUGAGUUACAGUUUUCAUAGCCAGUCUCCCUACCCAUACCCUGCUGAACGGCGUCCAGUUGUUGGAGCAGUUAGUGUCCCUGAGCUAACAAAUGUGCAGCUUCAGGCUCAGGAGUAUCCAGCACCAAACAUCAUGAAGACCCAGGUCUAUCGACCUCCUCCCCCUUACCCAUACCCAAGACCUGCAAACAGUACCCCAGACCUUUCCCGACAUCUUUACAUUAGCAGCAGCAAUCCAGAUCUCAUCACGCGGCGAGUCCACCAUUCUGUUCAGACGUUUCAGGAAGACAGCCUGCCUGUUGCACAUUCCCUUCAGGAAGUGAGUGAGCCCUUAACAUCAGCACGGCAUGCUCAGCUACAGAAAAGGAACAGUAUUGAAAUAGCUGGACUUACCCACAACUUUGAAGGCAUAAGAAUUAAAGAGCGGACCAUGUCAGCUUCUGCUGCAGAUGUGACCCUUCCAAGGGUCAUGUUGGCAGGAUCACAGCCCAGCGUUUUCAUAGAGAGAACAAAGCAAGAAGAAAAUAAGGAGCAAGAAGAAAGUUUGAACUGUGAUCAUAAGAAGUCUCUUUCAGAUGCCACUAUGCUGAUUCACAGCAGCGAGGAAGAGGAAGAAUUUGAAGAAGAAAACAAAGCUAGUACAACUCUGACUCCUCUCACUGAUGAUCAAACCCAGCUUUCGCCUAUUAUGGGUGGUUAUCCUCAUGAAUCCUUACUAAGUUACCCCUACAGUUCUGUUGCUUCACCUCCUGGCCCUUUGCAUAUCCUUGAGCCUAAGUUACAUAUUUCGGAGACGGAAAAGAGGAUAAAAGAUGUGAGCCCAGUACACUUAAUGGCUGAAACCCAGGUGCAGAGAAGAGGUGAAGGAUUGCUGACUCCGUCUAUGUCAGAAUCUGACCUUACGACUUCGGGAAGGUACAGAGUGAGAAAGGAUUCUCUAAAGAAGAGACCCGUCUCUGAUCUUCUGUCAGGGAAGAAGAAUAUAGUGGAAGGUCUUCCCCCUUUAGGAGGUAUGAAAAAGAAUAGAACGGACGCCAAAAAAAUAGGGCCUCUGAAGCUAGCUGCCCUAAAUGGACUAACCUUGUCGCGAAUGCCUUGGCCAGACGAGGGCAAAGAAGAGCCGACCAGAGCAACAAACGAUGAACGGUGUAAAAUUCUAGAACAACGGCUGGAACAGGGAAUGGUGUUUACUGAGUAUGAGCAGAUUCAAAAGAAAAGGCUCAUAGAUGGAGAGUGCUCAAUAGCUCGGCUCCCUGAAAAUGCAGAGAGAAACAGGUUCCAGGAUGUCCUUCCCUAUGAUGAUGCCAGAGUGGAGCUGGUCCCAACCAAAGAAAACAACACUGGCUAUAUCAAUGCAUCCCAUAUCAAGGUCUCUGUCAGUGGCAUUGAGUGGGACUAUAUUGCUACACAGGGCCCUUUGCAGAAUACAUGUCAGGAUUUCUGGCAGAUGGUGUGGGAACAAGGGAUUGCCAUUAUAGCAAUGGUGACAGCAGAAGAGGAGGGUGGGCGAGAAAAGAGCUUCAGGUACUGGCCCCGACUUGGCUCAAGGCACAACACUGUCACCUAUGGGAGAUUUAAGAUUACUACACGAUUCCGGACAGACUCUGGCUGCUAUGCAACUACAGGCUUGAAGAUCAAACACCUUCUCACAGGGCAGGAGAGAACAGUUUGGCAUCUGCAGUACACUGACUGGCCAGAGCAUGGGUGCCCAGAGGAUCCCAAGGGAUUUCUGUCGUACUUGGAGGAGAUACAGUCAGUGCGGCGCCAUACAAACAGCACAGCAGAUCCUAAAAGCUCUAACCCUCCUGUACUGGUGCACUGCAGCGCAGGUGUAGGAAGAACGGGAGUGGUCAUAUUGUCAGAGAUCAUGAUUGCCUGUUUGGAACACAAUGAGAUGCUGGACAUCCCAAGAGUGCUGGACAUGCUGAGGCAGCAGAGGAUGAUGAUGGUGCAGACUCUCUGUCAAUACACUUUCGUCUAUGGAGUUCUUAUUCAGUUCCUUAAAAGUUCUAGGCUUAUAUGA